This is a messenger RNA of Exophiala dermatitidis NIH/UT8656, 5266 nucleotides long. RefSeq lists its product as uncharacterized. Gene Ontology annotation, molecular function: N6-methyladenosine-containing RNA reader activity; mRNA binding. The coding region runs from base 2735 to 4696 and encodes 653 amino acids. The transcript has 5 exons. Gene Ontology annotation, cellular component: nucleoplasm. Gene Ontology annotation, biological process: regulation of alternative mRNA splicing, via spliceosome; mRNA splicing, via spliceosome. The record is from RefSeq and is a predicted model, not a curated record. NCBI's taxonomy places the organism in Eukaryota, Fungi, Ascomycota, Eurotiomycetes, Chaetothyriales, Herpotrichiellaceae.
CUUCUACUGCGGCCCCACGAUGCCCACGGUCGCUAGACCAAGCACCAUCAUCUGCUCAGCCACAAUCAGGGUCCAAGGCGCUACUGGUACCAUUGUACUUCCUCCUCGUCGUAUGCUGCAAUGUGAUAUUGCCUGAACAUUGUACCGUGUACACCGCCCAUUGUCACUCCUUCGCUUUUCGCCACCUGCAAUGCCGAUGUCGAGCUCAAGCUGAAUGUAGACAGAUUGAUCGUCUUCGCGAUAUGCGAGCCUAGGAUGCAUUCUCGCAUCAUUCAGUAUUAAUAGCAGCACCAAACACGUCGUCCUCUAUACAUAGAACGAUCGUCGGCAGAAUCAACGUCGUGCAGUAUACAGGACACUACAGGAGCUGGGAAUGGCGUGAUGGUUCUUUUGUCGGUGCCGGGCCACCCUUGUACGCCUGUCUCAGAACGACUUGUCGACAUGCGGGAAACUGGUCCUCGAGAGACAAUGAGCACCAAUUCAUAGCGGUCCGCUGGCUUCCAACAGCUCAAAAGAUAAUCUGGUCUACUGUUUCAUGGCAUGCAUUGCAUCUAGGACGAAGUCUUACCAUCUCGAAUGUCUCAAAAGGAUCUACACGCGCUUCGCCGAGAGUCUCACUUCCAAGGCGUUUGUGUCCCAGCAAAAGCUUGUAUCCAGCGAUAUUCUAGCAUUGUCAGACUCGAAUAUUGUCAUGAUUGUGCUUUCAUCGCCUUAUCCGGUGGCAGGGCAUAGCCUGGGUAAAAACCUCAGUUCCUGCGAUGAGUCUCGCCAGGGGUCCUACAUCAGACAAUGCUAUGACGAGGACCGGCCAUUCCCACCGUGGUUUGCACACAAAAAUACUAAGAGAAAACUCACGGUUUCUAACUCUGUACGAUUGUAGUUCGCUAACCGGUAGGCACAGAAGCCGAAGGCGAUAUGCUGGACCCUGGAAGCAGACGCAGAUGGCUGUGGCUUGCGCACCGAGGCUUUAACCAGAAUGGUAUAAAGAUCUGCAGAGUCCAGAACCAUCAAACAUCACUUUGCCUCCCGCGCUGGGUGCCACUCCUCGUUGAGCAACCAUCAGCGGAAGCUCGCUUCUGCACCUCCAUGGCUAUGGAUUGGCAGAUGCAGGGUUCCCUAGGCUUUACACGUGCAUAGCUUUGGAGUGCCCGCGUCAUUGUGGAUGCGACAGUUGGUCAAUUGUCGAACUUCAACCUUGAAAAUGAAUGUGCGUUAUUGCGACUGAGUGGGGAACUUCCAGCAACAAUGCAUGCCCUUCCAGCUAAGCGAUGGUCAAGCUUGGUAUCGCCUGGCAGUUGAGACACCCGGAACAGCGAGCUGUCUUGUCGGAUGAUAUCCCUAGGUCGAAUGCAUAAGGUCGCCACAGCUCAAGAGCCAGGAAUCAGCGAGCUCAUUCGCCCACGUUCCGCUACCGAACCACUUCUCCCUACGCUCACCGCGCGAGCUCCGGCAACACUGAUAGCGCGCCGUUUGACUACGCACUGCCUACCCGCCUUGAUGGUGCGAGUCAAGUCGGAACAUUUCUCGAGCGUUCAGUUGGAGUUUGUUGUAUUCGGAACCGGCCCAACUUUCCGAGAGAGGAGUACACACACAGCCACUACUCUCUGAAUGACCCACCGGCUAAAUUUCACAAGUUCAAACGGUGCGAACAAAAAUCGAUGCCUGGUGUGCACAUGGGAAAGCCCAUGUUCUGUCCUCCACUCAUGCCUGUGGAAAUGCCUCUACUGGUCAAGUCGGUUGUUAUUUGCCAGCGUGCGGACAGAUGCUCUCAGCCACACACGGUCGCUUGCGAGAAACGGAAUACCGGGCCCAGAUCAUAGCUUCUUCAUUCCGGACCUAGCCUGGUGCCAGAUAUGCCACCGUCGCUCUGAUCUCCACGCUUUACCCAUCUUGGGUCCUGAACAUCGCAUCAAAGAUCCGUCCAAUAAGGCUGCAGCCCUGGACCGUAAUGCAACGAAGCCCAGCAAAAUCGGCCUCCGUUAUGUUCGUUGUGCGCCGGCAAAACCCAUGGUCCUUAUUUCGAGCUCUUAGCUCACCGAGAUGUGGCUCUGGUAUUGUGGUAGACCAUCAACCUUCCGCUUCGGUCGAGCUUAACCCUAGUUUCUCUGGGUUUCCCCGAAUCGUUUGGCCUCCUUCCGCCAGGCUUGAUCACCCUGACCUGGACAAGGGACCGUCCCCAGUCCUUUCCAAUCAUUCCUGUUGGUCUCCUUUUGGCCACUGAUUUGCGGUGGACCCUGGCGCCGUUGUCGAAUUUCACUUGUUGUGUCCCACAGGCUCUAGUAUAAUGUGCGUCGCUAUCGCCGCCAGUCCUUAACUCUCACCCCGGUCAUGCCACAUUUGAGACACGGUUGGAUACGCAUGCCGUUCUUAACUCUCGUUCUUUUUGCACGCCAGCCGCAAACCAAUCGUUCUUUAAUCCCCUCGUUCGACACUGCCACGAGCGAAGAGGCUUCCUCAUCUAGCCCUGUGAAACAACAGAAGGAUCCCGGCAGCUCACGUUCAUUUCCAAAUUUGGCGCCGGCUGGAUGUUUCAUUUCCCUUCUCGAAUACACCAGUGCCUGACUAUCAGGAACCUCAAUCAACGUCUUUCCCAGAGUCAACGAGCUCACUCGGAUAGGGGCGACCCGGGCGCUCAGCCUCCUCGCUGUUGGUAGAGGACGAUCUUGUCUGCAGAGUCUAGCUGUAUCUAUUUGAGCAAUACUUUACACUUCCUGUUAUAUUUGAAGGCUUAGGUAUGGGUGAUGAACCACCGCUCCCAGCAAUUUCCACACCUCAUGAGAAUGAGGAGAGCUUGAGAGAACAUUCUCCUCAGCGACCGGUACCUGUGUCGACAACCCCAUCAGCACGAGUGCCGGACAUGGAGUUUGAAUCCUAUCCUCGACAACACUUCGGCAUGGCUCAUUUCCCUGGUGCGGAAGCGCUCGAUAUGUCAAAUAUGGCAGCAGCCUUGCCAGAAUACCCGAUGCGACAGUUCCAGCAACAACCAUUUCCUCACCAAUUUCCUACAGCCGGAUCUGCGAACCAGUCAAUGAUGUAUCAGUAUCAGCAAGGCGCGCAGUUUGCUGGUCAAACUGCCGGUAAUUACAGCCAGACCUUUGCUCAACAGUACCCAACCCAAUAUGUGCAAAGCCUUCCAUCGCGACAGGGCCAAGGUGCAUUUCCUCAGUUCAUCGGCGGCUCGGCCGGGGUGAGUGGCCCGCAGGCAUACCCAAGCCAGGCCCUUUUGUUGCAACAAUCGAUGCUUCAGAGUGCGGGUGCGACAGUCCAGCAUCAACAGCAUCAGCACCAGCAGCACCACCAGUCACCAUUCGCCCAAUCUCAUGUACCUGCGCCGUACAUGGGCCACUACCCUGGCAGGGUCGCGCCCCAAUAUCCUUUACCACAUUUGCGUGUGAAUAGUAGCCUUGCGCAUCCGCAGGCACAGCAGUUCUAUCAGCAACUCGACCCUCAAGCCAUCAGGAGAACCAGUUCGAAUUCGUCGUUACAGACAUCUGCGCUCAGAGGGCCGCCUAGAAAACCACGGCAGUCCGGGCACGCCCUUUGGGUGGGCAAUCUCCCACCGUCUACCAACAUAAUCGACCUCAAAGACCACUUUUCAAAAGACGCCACAGAGGACAUUGAAAGUGUUUUCCUGAUAUCGAAAAGCAACUGCGCCUUUGUGAAUUACAAAACCGAGGCCAGCUGCGCAGCCGCCAUGACCCGCUUCCAUGACUCGCGCUUCCAAGGCGUCAGGUUGGUGUGUAGACUGCGCCGCGGCAGCUCUUCUGCAGCGAACACACCGCAAAGUGUCGAUGCAGCGCCGGCCGAGAUUUCGGCUUCGGCCGGGGCCAAGCAGCCUGACGGUGUGCCAGGGGAGCAAGCUGUGACAGUCGACGGCGCAGUCACAGCCGAGCCUGAACCUAUGAAGAAGGUCAAGGAGAAGUUCUUUGUUGUCAAAAGCCUGACGGUCGAGGACUUGGAACGUAGUGUCGUCAGUGGUAUAUGGGCCACUCAGGCGCACAAUGAAGAGGCGCUCAAUAAGGCGUAUCAGACAGCCGAGAACGUGUAUCUGAUUUUUUCGGCGAACAAAUCCGGCGAAUACUUCGGCUACGCCAGGAUGGAGUCGGCAAUCGAUGCCGAGUCUGCUGCCAAACUCGACUACCAACCACGACCAGAGGCGCCAAAUCCCAGUCCUUCCGAUGUCCCAUUGACGGUUUACACACCGGCUACCGCCACGGCACCCAGGGGUCGGAUCAUUGACGACUCUGCACGCGGCACGAUCUUCUGGGAGGCGGAUGUGGAGAACAGAGAAAAAGAGGAACAACACACGGCAGAGGAGGAUAGCGGGAACCUGUCCGGCGAAGGCUACGAGUCCACCAGCCCUGCGACGCCGCAAAGCUUCGGAAAACCGUUCAAGAUCAAGUGGAUGUCCACCGACCGCCUGCCGUUCUAUCGGACCCGAGGUCUGAGAAACCCUUGGAACUCGAAUCGUGAGGUCAAGAUUGCGCGGGACGGCACCGAGAUCGAACCUUCUGUAGGUCGUCGCUUGGUCAGCAUGUUCCAUCGUCCCCAGAUGGCAGCGCCCGUCAGUCCCAGCGCCGCAAGACAACAUCCUCCCGCUCCUCAAGGACCACCGCCGCCCAUGGCUGGAUUCAUGUCUCCUCCUCAUGGCGCAGCUGGCGCAGCCCCAGGAGGUAUGUACGGCAGAGGUUAUUGAUAAUCAUCACCGUCAUCUAGUCAUCCGUUUUCCCUCUUCUCGCAAUGCCAUACAUCCCCACUCUAUUGCUGUUCAAAGGGUGUUCCUCCGACGACGACACGAUGUCACGAACAAAACUGGGAGAAAAAAGAGAAAAGGAUUGAUGAAACACCAAGCGACAUGGCAAAGCAACGAUUUCCACGGCGUAUUGUUAAGAUACCUGGGGCGGGCGACAGGAGACAGGCCUGUUUUGAAGUGUUCGAGUGGAUAUGGUUGGAACUUCGGAAAUAACAACAACAUGAAAAAGAUGAAUACCAGCACGUAGGCCCUCGGCUGGGCCGAGGAUCAUUUCAGUUCUACUUGUACUACUCUGUGCUCGGGUGAUGUUGACGGAAGAGUCCUGGCCCAGGAGAACGAGAGGUCUCAUCCUUUGCUUUCUCGGCUUUUGCAACGGUUGAGCAGAGGGCGGACUCCCGCCUCGCUUACACGGAUCAUUUCCUGGUUUAUAGAGGCACAGGAGGCAUGCCAGGCUCAGCAGCGACGGCAGAAACCAGAGUACCUUUUUACGAUCUUACGAGAAUCUUUUGCCCC